This is a messenger RNA of Limulus polyphemus (Atlantic horseshoe crab), 1225 nucleotides long. Its product is annotated as zinc finger BED domain-containing protein 5-like. The transcript has a single exon. The record is from RefSeq and is a predicted model, not a curated record. The annotation marks the transcript as partial. NCBI's taxonomy places the organism in Eukaryota, Metazoa, Arthropoda, Merostomata, Xiphosura, Limulidae.
UCAGGUCAAUCAAAACGAAGAAAAGUGGUGAGAAAGUAUGAUUCCAAGUACUUAGAAAUGGGAUUUACAUGGAAUGGAGAUGAAGAAGAUCCACGACCACGAUGUAUUAUUUGUUGUGAUCAACUUGCAAACGAGAGCAUGCACCCAAACAAAUUGCGUCGCCAUAUUGAGACAAAGCAUCCCGAGUUGAAAGACAAACCCCUCAAAAUUUUUGAAAGGAUGCUAAGCAAUUUGAAAACAGAACAGAGCGUUAUGCAACGUUACACCAAAGUUAAUGAAAAAUCUUUGUAUGUGUCCUACCUGAUCAGUUUGAAAAUCACAAAAGCUGGUAAACCACAUACAAUUGGAGAGACUUUAGUUCUACCAGCUAUAAAAGAUACAGUUAAAGUUGUCUUUGGUGAUAAGAGUGAACAAGAAAUUGAAACAAUUCCUAUUUCUAAUAACACAGUCACGCUUAAGAUUGAUGAAAUGUCUCGAUGGAUAGAAAAUCAGCUAAUUCAAAGAGUUCGUGAAAGUACAAUUUUCUCCUUACAACUAGAUGGAUCUACUGAUGUACAAGGUCUGUGCCAGCUACUUGUUUUUGUGCGUUAUAUAUGGAACUCCGAACCUCAUGAAGAUAUGUUGUGCUGUGAACCAGUCAGUCGAAGUACUAGCGAUGAUAUUUUUAAGACUGUUGAUACUUAUGUCAAAACAAAAGGUCUUGAUUGGAAUAAAUGUGUCGGAAUAUGUACGGACGGCGCACAGGCUAUGUGUGGUAAAAACAGUGGUCUGGUGACCAGAAUACUUGAACUUAAUCCAAACGCAUCAUGGACUCACUGCAACCUUCACAGAGCAGUGUUAGUAUCAAAAUGUAUAUCUGAUGAUUUUAAAAGUGUUUUGAACACUUCCAUUAAAAUAGUGAACUUAAUAAAGUCAAAGCCAUUGCAAUCGUGCUUAUUUGAGAAGUUGUGCGAAGAAAUGGGAAGCAAUCAUAAAUCACUUCUUCUGCACACAGAAGUACGUUGGCUCUCGAGGGGUAAAGUGUUAACAAGACUUACAGAACUCCGUGAAGAAGUUGCUAUAUUUCUGGAAGGUAAAAGCGAUUUUGCGAGAUAUUUGCGCAACGAGGAAUUUGUUCUGAGGCUCACGUAUUUGGCAGAUAUUUUUUCAAAACUAAACGAACUGAAUUUGUACUUGCAAGGAGCAGAAGGUAUCAGUAUAUUCGCAGUUCAUGAGAAAAUUCGAG